Molecule: messenger RNA, 2186 nt
Organism: Lepidothrix coronata (blue-crowned manakin)
Lineage: Eukaryota; Metazoa; Chordata; Aves; Passeriformes; Pipridae
Product: SLAM family member 9-like
Exons: 9
Coding region: 586-2001 (471 amino acids)
Source: RefSeq, a predicted model, not a curated record
UGAAGGAUCAGAGGGAGCCUAUGGAGGUGGUCUGGCGGCUCCACAACCCUGGAAUCGCUCCCAGACCCUCCCAGGGCACCUAUUCCCGAGGUGUUUCCCUGCGGGAUCUCAGGGACGAUCCCCUCCAGGCGCCGUUUCCCCCCCCGGGUUCUGGGAAGGGGGCGGUGGGUGGGAGCCCCCCGGGACGCUCCCGCUGGCUCUGCAUCCCGGGAAAGCCCCGUUUCCAGGCGCCUUUUCCCCGUCCCCAAGGGCCCGGCGGGAGCCUUGGCAGGGCUGCGCCCGGCGUCGCUCCCGUUAAUCCGGGCACUGAUCCCGCCUGAUGCCGCAGGGUCGGGGGUCACCGGCAGCCCCCGCCAUAACUGCUCAGCAUCCUCGCCGCCGCUUCUCCUGCCCGCUCCCCCCCCCCCCAAUUAUUACACCCCGGAGAGAGAGCUAAUUAACACGCCGGCGGGUGCCCCGCGAUGCUCCGCGUCCCACGGGCUGCGGCGGGAGGCGGCUCCGCUCCUCCCCGUCUCUCCCUCCGCUGAGUCUUUUUUUCUUCCCCCCCCCCUCUCCGCGAGCGCGGAGCCGCUCCGAGGAGCAGGAAUGGAGCGGGAAUUGCCCCGGAGCAAAGCCCGGCUGCCCUCGCUGCUCCUGGCGCUGCUGGGGCUCGGCCCAGAGCUGCUCUUCGGCCAAGCCCGGGCGCAGCCCCAGCAGGUCAACGGCGUCCUGGGGGGGUCGGUGCUGCUCUCCCCGGCUCUGCCCCCCAACAAGACGGUGAAGGAGAUCGAGUGGAGCUUCUCCGCCGGCACCGGGGCCAUGAUCCAGGUGGCGGAGUUCAGCCGCGGCGGGUUCGAGCGCCCCGAUCCCAGGGAUCGCUUCGGGAAGCGGCUGGAGAGGUACAACGAGACGGCGCUGAGGAUCCGGGCCCUGGAGAGGGGCGACAGCGGCGUCUACGGGGCGAGGAUUAAACUGCACCCGGCGCUGGUGGAGGAUCAAACCUUCAACCUCUCCGUCUACGGUGGCCUCCAGAUUAUCCCUGUCCCAGCCUCCAGAUUAUCCCUGUCCCCACCAGGUGCUGCGACCCCUCAGACCCGGCAGGUGAACGGUGUCCUGGGGGGGUCCGCGCUGCUCUCCCUGGAUCUGCCCCCCGACAAGAAGGUGAAGGCGAUCGAGUGGACAUUUUUAGAUGUCAGCAGUGUCAAGAUCUUGGUGGGCGAGUUCAGCCACAGUGGACCCGAGCGCUCCGACCCCCAGGAUCGAUUCGGGGACCGGCUGGAGAUGAACAAGACGGCGCUGAGGAUCGGGACCCUGGAGAGGGGCGACAGCGGCCUCUACGAGGCUCGGAUUAAACUGCCCCCGGCGAUCGUGGAGACACAGCUCUUCGCCCUCUCCGUCUACGAUCCGGUGCCGGAGCCGCAGAUCCAGGGGCAGCGGCUCUCCCUCACCCCCCGGGAGUGCAACCUCACCCUGCGGUGCCAGGCGCCCCCGGGCAGCAAUGCCGCGGUCACCUGGCAGCUCGGCGGCUCUCUGGGGGUGCCACAGGCACAGCUCUGCGGGGACAACCAGACCCUGUGCCUGGCCCUGCCCGUCGUUGCCUUCAACUCCACCUACACCUGCCUGGCCCGGAAUCCCGCCCAGGAGCGGAGUGUCUCCGUCCACCUGGACACCCUGUGCCAGCAGCAGGACACGGGGGCCUGUCAGAGGAGACACGUGUGCCUGGUGCUGGUGGCCGUGGGCAUUUUGGCCCUGCUUGGCAUCGCCUGGAUCUGGAGGAGGAGGAGGAGGAGGAGGAGGAAGAAGUCUGAGGGAGGGUUGUCAGGCACUGGAAGGGAACAGGGACAAGAGGAAACGGCCUCGGGCUGCCCCAGGAGAGGUUCAGGUGCCCUCUCCCCCCUCUCCAGCGAGGAUCCCCCACCAGAGCUCUUGUACUCCGAGAUCCAGAGUAGAAACUCCCUGGAGCCUCGGGAGUGGCAGGACGGGCCCAGGACCAUCUACUGCGAGGUGCAGGCGAAGGUGUGACCUGGAGAGUCCCAGGUGAGUCCCAGCAGGACCCCCGGAGCAGGAUGGGACCACCGACCCCCCCGUGUGACACCGGGGCUGACGGACACCCGAGUCCCCCUGAGGUGUCACCUCCUGUCCCCACCCGUGCUCUGGGAGCAGGGCUGGCCUGGGGGGGCUCCCUCAUCCCCCCCCCCGUGUUUUGG